Messenger RNA from Peronospora belbahrii, 2925 nucleotides. The record is from the annotation of a GenBank genome assembly. Lineage: Eukaryota; Oomycota; Peronosporomycetes; Peronosporales; Peronosporaceae.
AUGUCGAAGACCACAAAGGACCAAAUGGCAGUGCUUCAACUGUCAUUUACGGCACUUUGUUCUGUAUUUAAAGCCAUUGAGGCUACAAGUAAGAGUGAAAAGAAGCUGGAUUUAUUAUUUAGUGCAAAUCUCCGUGCUCAAGUGGGUGAGAGUGAUCUGUAUCCACUCAUUCGCUUAGUUUUACCUCAAUUGGAUCGUGAACGUACUUAUAUGAUUAAAGAAAAGAAGAUUGCAAGACUUUAUAUUCAAGUCUUAGGGUUAUCAUCGAGUAGUCAAGAUGCAAAAAAAAUGGAGCAUUUUCAUGAUCCAAAGAUUGUUAAUAGUAAAUCAGUAGGGGAUUUUACAGCUGUACUAUAUGAAGUCAUGCUCUAUCGCAGUGGAACAAGUAACAAAUCUAACAAGACACAUACAAUUCAAAAUGUAAAUGAGUUCUUGGAUGCUUUAGUCCAAGCUGAUAAUAAUACAGCAAGGAAGACAAGUAUGAUGAAACUAGUGACGGAAUAUACGGCAGAGGAGCAAAAAUGGAUUAUACGAAUUGUAUUAAAAGAUCUCAAGAUCGGAUUGCGACAUGAACGAGUACUAAAAUAUAUGCAUCCAGAUGCUAUGGAAAUGUAUAAUCAUACAAAUGAUUUACGUAAGAUCUGUACAGAUUUACGAAACUCAGCAGUGAGGUAUGUACCUCAAUUAAAACCAUUUCAAGUCUUUACUCCGAUGCUUGCAAAGAGAGUAAAUUUUGGAGAAUGUAUUGGUGCAAUCAAUGCUGAUACAUUUGUAAUCGAGCCCAAAUUAGAUGGAGAAAGGAUCAUGUGUCAUGUACAAGGAAAAGAAGUACAGUUUAUUUCAAGGAAUGGGAUCAACUACACGGAUAAUUAUGCACCUUCAAUUAAACCAUAUGUGCUGUCCCAACUUGAGUCGGACGCGGAUUGUAUUUUGGAUGGAGAGAUGAUGGUGUGGGACAAUACAGAAUAUCGACUUCGUGAAUUUGGACUGUUAAAGAACACUGCUAACGCUGUGCGGAAAGGAGAAGCAACGAACCGAUGGUUAUGCUACGUUGUGUGGGAUGUAGUUUAUCUGGGUGGAAGUCCAAAAGUAGAACAACUUAUACGCGAGGUUUUUAAGGGUCCUGGUGAAAUUAGUGCUGUGAUGGGGUUGCCGCUUCUUGCUCGACGCAAAUUGUUGCUUCGAAUUCUUAAACCGCUGGAUCAUCGGAUCAUUAUUAACGAACAAAAACUCAUCAAUGACAAGACAGCGAAGGAAAGGCAUGAGAGAGUCAUGGCUGAGGUAGAUCAGCAGGUAUCAAAUGGAGGUGAAGGGGUGAUGAUGAAAGAUUUGAACGCACACUAUAUGUGUGGAGAAAGCAGUAGGAAGGCGAAGAAGUGGCUGAAGUUGAAGCCAGAUUAUGCGGGUAUGACGACAGACUUGGAUGCCAUCAUUGUCGGCGGCUUUUAUGGUACAGGGCGACGUCGAAGUGGAAAUGUAUCGGUAUUUCUUAUUGGCGUACUUGCACACUCGCUUGAUGAAAGCGAGGCAGCUAAAGUAAUGAAGCCAGGUGCUUCAUGUCCAAUGGUAUACACAUUCGCUAAAGUUGGUACUGGAUAUAACCUGGAUGAGCUUGACCAAAUGCGACAAGAUUUGGAACCGUACUGGCGACCAUGGGACGACGACAAUAUUCCACCGCAUUUGAGCGGCUGGAAACCGCAGAAGAGUGACCUGAGACCUGAUGUCUGGAUCGACCCACGACACUCCAAGAUUCUUGAAGUGUAUGGAUUUGAGCUAUCAUUUUCGACUCUGUAUCAGACUGGGCUUACUCUCCGGUUCCCUCGAUGCAAAGCAAUACGCAAUGACAAGGAGUGGUAUCAGUGCACUGAUCUUCAAGACCUAAACGCUGCUCGUGGAAGUCUUUCAAGAAAGCGAGCUUUUGACGUAACUCUUGGGCAGAAAAGCACUACCAAAUGUGUCAAGAAGCGCACGGCAAUCUCAGCUCGUCGUCCUAGUAACGUUCUUGAAGGGCACUCUCGGGCAGACCUGGAAGGUAUUGAACAAGAACGAAACGUGUUUGAAGGAAAAGAGUUUUGCGUGCUACCUGGGAAAUACGAAGCGCCCCCGCUGAACGUUGCUUUAUCAUUUCCUGACGGUACAGUCGAUGAGCACACCAAUCAAUUAACGAAACAGGCUGUUGAAAAACUGGUACACUCUUUUGGAGGCAAUGUUGUGCAGAACCCCAUCGAAAGCACAAACUACGUUGUGGCAGCUGGAGAUACUGGAUUUAAAGUGAUUAAUUUGAAGAAGCAAGGUUUGUACAACAUUGUGCACAUUAAGUGGAUAUUUAAAUGCGUGGCUGCUUUACGGUUAGUGCCACUUAAGGCGAGCGAUUUUGUGUUUGCAACAGCUUUGCAACAAAAAGUUCUCGCCAGAGAGUACGACCGCUACGGAGAUCAUUUCACUGAACAUGUACACCCAGACGAAUUAAAGCGCAUAUUAAAAAAGGUGUGUAUGAAUGUUGGAAAAGAAUCGAAGGUUUUGCAUUGGCAAAUGCAAAUACAAGACUUGAACAUGGAAGAAGCUGAAGCGAUGAAUUGUGCAUGUACUUUCUUGUCCCAUUGUGUAGUGUAUUUUCAUCCCUGUAUCAAUCCAGAAGGUUCGUCUUUUGGCGUAAACACUGUCUCGGAUCAAGAAACAAAGUUUUUGAAGCAACAAUUUAAGCUGUAUGGAGGGGUAGUUGCGCGCGAGAUUAGCUCUUGCGUUACGCACAUUGUCAUUAAAGCGACUUCUGGCCAGAACCAGAAAGAACAACUUUUACCAGCUAUUCGGAACUUGCGCCACCAAGGCUUGCCAGAGCCUCGUGUUGUUACGACGGAGUGGGUCCAGCGAAGUGUGGAGCAGCAAACUCAGCUCCCUGACGACGAAUUUGUUGUUCAUAUUUAA